Molecule: messenger RNA, 4572 nt
Organism: Colossoma macropomum (tambaqui)
Lineage: Eukaryota; Metazoa; Chordata; Actinopteri; Characiformes; Serrasalmidae
Gene: prune1
Product: prune exopolyphosphatase
Exons: 8
Coding region: 323-1672 (449 amino acids)
Cellular component (GO): cytoplasm
Molecular function (GO): exopolyphosphatase activity
Source: RefSeq, a predicted model, not a curated record
GUGGAAAAGAGUAAGGAAAGAGAGUACGUAUUCUACGUUAUUUAAGUCUAGAAAUCCCCGUGAAUCAUCGGUAUAGGUCAAGUGCUGUGCCUCUAUGCUGACGGACUACAUUACCCAUAAACCCGUGACACCCCCGUGAUCGAGGGCGCACAGCAGUUACGUUGGUGCGUGUUGUAGCUGAGCACAGCAGGCGUGAUUCGGCACAAGGCUUCUGUAGCAGCGCAUUACGGGGAUCUUUAAACUACUCCGGUCUUGUUUCCCGUCCAGCGGCGCCUUCAUAAACCUUACGGAUCCUCCAGUACUACGGUUUUCCGCGGGGAGAAUGGAGACGUAUUUGCGGAGCUGUCGCGGCGCGCUGCAGGGUCACAUGAAGAACAGCUCGGGGUUGCUCCAUGUGGUGCUGGGGAAUGAAGCGUGUGAUAUGGACUCCAUGGUAUCAGCCCUCACCUUUGCCUAUUUUCUGUCAAAGACACUGGAGUCUGGGAAAGCAGCAGUGCCUGUCCUGAACAUCCCACGAGCGGAGUUCCCCUUGCGCUCUGACAGCAUUUUCCUACUGAGAGAGACUGGAUUAUCCCAGGACUACCUUUUGUUCAGGGAUGAGGUGGAUCUCCAUGGUUUGCAGCAGCUGGCCAUUACGUUAGUGGACCACAACGUUUUGCCUGAAGCGGACUGUGCAUUAGAGAAAGCUGUGGUGGAGGUCAUUGACCAUCAUCGACUGGAGAGGGCCCCCUCUCCCAGUUGCUCUGUUACCGUGGAGACUGUGGGCUCCUGCGCCACCCUGGUGACCGAGCGCAUUGUCCAGAAGACACCUGAGGUGUUGGACCAACAGGUGGCACAGCUCUUAUAUGGUACUAUUAUCACUGACUGUAUUAAUAUGGCACCCGAGGCAGGAAAAGUCACUCCGAAGGACAGCCAGUAUGCCAUUCUUCUAGAGACACGCUUCCCUAAGCUCCCUCCUAGGAGCAUCCUGUUCCAGUCUCUGCAGAAUGCCAAGUUUGAUGUGUCAGGCCUCACCACAGAGCAGAUGAUGUUAAAGGACAUGAAAGCCAUAUCAGGUGGAGAUUUGAGGCUGGCUAUCAGUGUUAUCUACAUGACUCUUGAGUCUUUCCUACAGAGACAGCGUCUACAGCAGGAGCUUUGCGAGUUCUGUCACAAGCACAGCUACAACCUGGUGGUGGCCAUGACCAUCUCGUUCAUCAACGAUAAGGAGCCUUUCAGACAGCUUGCAGUUUACAGCUCCAGCACACUCUACAGGGAUGAGGUUAGCAAAGCACUGGAAAAAGCCAGAAAUCCCAAUCUUGAUCUCAGUCCAAUGAGCAGUCCCUAUCCAGACGUGAAGGCCUAUGUUCAGGGUAACACACUGGCCUCUCGCAAGAAGGUAUUACCCAUCAUUUUAGACUUCCUUAAAGACAGGGAGAGGAAAAUGGCGCAGAGUGGAAACCUGGAAGACCUGGAACUGGAAGAUGAGUGCAUACAAGAUCCGAGUGACUCUCAGCAGUGCUGUGAGGAUUCUGCCCUAGAAGAGGACUCCGGUGUCCCUCCUACCCCUAUGAACAGUCUGGUUGAGGGUUGUCCUUUGGACAAUGGCCUUCCCAAGAUCAAUGCAGAGGUGCUAGUGGAAAAAGUCAGCAAGAUAGCGAGUGAAGAGGACAGGCCUUUUGACGGACAAUGACGCCACACCCACUGUGCCGCUGACCCCCACAUCCUCUAAGGAUUUUAACCAUUGGUAAAACCAGUCUUUCUUCUUGUUCGAGUAUGCACUGCGUAUACAGAACCACAGGGCACAAAACACACAAAAAGGCUUCUAUCUGUUCUGGAAAACUGACUGAGGUUCCUUGGAAAAGUACACUUUCCUGGUGUUUCCUGGUGUACGUGAAGGACAGAAACCUGCUAGUACAUGUGUUCAACAUUUGGACAUACUUAUUUUCAGAAUUAUUUAUAUUGCAAUGUUUCUGUAAUGAGAGUUUUAUUUGUAUUAUCUUUUGGCCCAGUUGGUCAUGCCUUGGACUCCUUAGCACACGAUAGUCUGCAAAUUGAUAACAUCCUUUGCUCAGGUCCUCUUCCUCAUUAGCAACCAGUUAUGACUAGAAAAAGCAGCUAAAUAAGAGGAGGAUAAUGGUACAAAUAGGUUGACUAGACAAGAUGCAAGGUGCCAUUACCACUGAUGGCACUGAAGAAUUUUAUUUUGAUGUGGUAAAGUGCUCUCAUUUAAGCUGUAUGUGAUGGGUCACGUCUUUGACAUUUUCAAUGCACAUCUUUCAUAAUAUGCCUUUUCCUUCAGAAUAGCUAAACACACACGUGAUUAAAAAGAAAUGCGUUUCUAAGUGAUAUGUGAUUUGAGCAUUAGGCCUGCUGCCGCAGCCAUAGUGCAUCAAGGAAAGAAGUGGCUCUGUUGAAUCUUAUGGGCCAUUUUCAGAUACAUCAUUUAAGGACAGUGUUUCAGGAUGUAUUUUCUUUUGGACGUGACUUUCUUAAAUUUCUCAUAGCACAGACUGUAGAAAUAUGUAGCAGUAUUGAUGCCAGAGUUGCCAUUAUUCAUUCCACAGCUACUUCUUCAGCACAGCAGACUAGAAGGGCAAUAUAUUGUAGACUGUGUUACAUUCAGCUGUAUUUAGUAGGGUAACUAAUUUAGGGCUGUAGCAUGGACAGUUUUGUCGUUCAUUAAUCUAAAGCUGAUUUAAGUGAAGAAGUUUGCCUUUGUACAUUUACAUUUCUUGGCACACAUCGCACAUCAGUGCAUGAUGGAUAUUCACAUUGCUUCAGAUAAUUCAUAUUUUCUGAUUGAUACUAAUGGCAGAUCCUGGCCAGUGUAAUAGCUGUUCAUUUCCAUAAUUGCUUUCCACAAAUGAAGUAUGAGUUCCAGUUUGAAGUUGCCGGAAGUUUUAAAAGAGCAUCAAGUAGUAAUUUGUUGUACAUGUUGCCAGGUUUAUCUAUAAUAUAAUUUUUUUUUAAAUCUCUCCUGAGAGGCUGUAGCCAGAUAAUUGUAUAAAUAAUGAAUAAUUAGUAAAUUACUAAUUAAGUAAGUAAGUAUCAUGCAGAAUUUAUCUGUACCAAAACAGACACCAAUCAAUACCAAUUCCUGAAUGAAGGUUUUUCUGUACUUUCUUUUAAAGCUGCACUAUGUAGGAUUUGGGGAUUUGGAGACUGCUCUGGUGGAAAUGUGUAAUUGCACAUGAAGUUUGACCAGAUAUUUAGAUUUCAAAGAUGUAUGACAUGAGCUGAAAAACUUCUGCAAAAUCCAACUUGACAUCUCUGACUCUUAAAUUGCUAUUUCACAUGCAUAUGGUACGUAAUAUAGACAGCUAAUCAGCAGUCUAGAUUUUGGAGUAAGCAUGCUUAAGGAUGCUGUUAAGACUUACUAGUUAGGUACUAAAAUUUGGUAUUGGAUUUUUUUGGAAUUUUUUGAUACUCAUAAGUGAUGUGGGGUCGGUACCAUAAACAUACUGAAUUUCAAUACCCAGCACUGUUAGUAAAUGGCGAUACUUUGAUGCGAUGGGUCAUUUUAUAAUCGCUUGCAUGUGUGGCGGAUGUAAACUUAUUGAGAAUCACCUGCAUCCGUGAGGCUAUAAAGAGAUUUUACUGUUAAAUACCAAAGAGUUAUAAUGCAAGCUUCAGCCUUUCCUCUGUGACGGGGCUUUGCAGAUCAGCAUGUGCUACAUAGCUUUAUUAUGUUUUCUUCUUCUAGGAUUAUUUUUUAUGUUAAUUCAAAUAUUUGCGGAACUAAUUUUUGCUUGUUUGUUUGCUUGCAAUGUUAAUGUAGCAUUUGGAAGGAAAUGCAUUCAUGGACUUUUUAUUUAUUUUUUUAUUUGUUUUGAACUGACAUAAAAUAACUAACAAGUAUUACUAGCAUGCCAAAAAUUAUAUAUUGCUUCUGACAUAAUCAAAAGGAAUUAGAUUCUGCUAUUGAUUGUGUAGAGUAGUUCUGUUUGAAGACAAAUGUGUUGGUGACAAGUCACUCAUUGUGGUACUGGCAACUCUUUGUGGGGGGGAUUUGGAUUUUUUAUUUAAAUGAUAAAGGGUUCAUAGUGUAAAGUGUUUAAGUAAUAUCUGUCAUGCAGUUUUGCAGAAAUGUGUUGAGACGUCAGUAAGAGUUGUGUUUUCAUAGUCGUAGAGGUAAAACUUAAACUGUUUCACAGGAUAAUUGUAAUUUAAUCACUGUGAAUUACUCCUUUGACGUUUUAUAAAAGACUUAAAGAAGACAAGGAGCUACAUCUGUGUGUGUGUUUUGAUCAGUUAAAACCUUUUACUUUAAUGUAUAUAUGCUAGGUUCUCUCUGGGCUGUUCUUUUUUUUUCUAGGUUAAGUAAGACUGGACAUGGCAAGAAUGUAGCUCAGCGGUCAGACAGAUAUCAGCCAAGACAGAACUGUGUAUUACACAUAUAAAACCAUGCUAGACUAUUUCUGAUCAGAAUGAAAUGAACUGAAUGAUUCAUAUAAAGUGUGAUUUAAGUAAAGCUGGACAAUCAAGAGCACAUCCUUCUCUGUGUUUGUGCUCCCUGUUCAUUUUGAUUUAAAGUUCCCUUGAAAAUUUGUAAUGUGGCUUAAUUGUUACAAAUAAAAAAACCCAAUUGUU